Molecule: messenger RNA, 699 nt
Organism: Prorocentrum cordatum
Lineage: Eukaryota; Dinophyceae; Prorocentrales; Prorocentraceae
Source: the annotation of a GenBank genome assembly
GUGACAGCUGCGAUCAUAGCGAGCUGAAGGUGAAGUUCCUGGUCAAUCCUGUGGACGAACGUGGCCAAGGGUGUGGCACGGAGUUCUACAGCAUUGGCGGGGACAGCGACGCAGACAAGAGCAUCGCGGCCAGCAUCGAGCACUCGAACGAGGCGCUCGCGGAGGCCGUGCCUGCAGAUGCGACGGGCAAGAAGUGGGGGGAGCUCAAGAUCAGCGACAUGAUCACGAUCAUCAAAGGCCACCCUGGCAAUGUGAUCAACAUUACGGCAGCGAAGAAGGGGAAGGGCGGCCCCAGCAAGCUCAAGGUCGAGGGGCUGGACGUCCACACGUCGCUGCAGUACGAGGACGUCAAGGCGGCGAACUUCGUGGCCAGCCUCCCCCGGGAGACGGGGAUGGACAUCGUGAGUGGGCGGAACGUGGAGUACAGCUCGCUUGACAGCGAGAUGCCGGUGGCGCAACUUGGCAGGUGCGCAGCGCAGCUCCAGAAGCUUGGCCUGCUGGACGACGACGCGUUCGAGAAGGUCCGCAGCUUCACGAAGCAGGCCGUCAGCACGGAUCGGCAGCAGAAGAAGGACGAGAGUGAGGCCCAACCUGGAGGACCAGUCCUCGAGUUCAGCGAAUUGGAGCUGGACCAGUUCGAGGCCUCGUUGAACCUCAAGGUUGAACACUCUACAGGCUCGGGCUUGUCGAAGACUCCAG